This is a messenger RNA of Epithele typhae, 975 nucleotides long. RefSeq lists its product as uncharacterized. NCBI's taxonomy places the organism in Eukaryota, Fungi, Basidiomycota, Agaricomycetes, Polyporales, Epitheliaceae. The record is from RefSeq and is a predicted model, not a curated record. The transcript has 21 exons. Bases 1 to 975 code for a protein of 324 amino acids.
AUGUCUUCUACCCACGACGACCAGAGCGCACUCUUUGUCGGGACUUUCUUUAGUGUUCUAUUCUAUGGCAUUUUCGUCCAUCAGUCCUUCGCCUACUUUCGGAGCCGCCCUCAAGACGGAACGUACGCGUGGUUCUCGGUCCUUCUGACUCUCUUCCUGGAGACUCUGCAUGUCGCGCUCGCGUUCCAUACAUGUUUCACCUUCUUCGUGAACGACGUCUCCGAUCCCGGUCUCUGGAAACAUGGCUUAUGGUCUCUCAAAUGUCUGUAUGUCAUAGGGGCGUGUGUUAUGAUCGUCACCCAGACGUACAUUCUCCGGCGAUUGUCGUUGAUGGGUAAUGACACAACAAUCGUAGCCUUGGUCGCACUUGUGUUAUUUGUCGCUAAAUUCGGUCUUGUCAUCGCUCUGACAAUCCGCAUCUUCACAUCAACGUCACCACAUCCCCUCGUAGAUGAAUUUACGAUCGUGGUGUCGACGCAAGCAGUCGCGGUCGCAGUCGACGCGCUCGUCUCGGGGACGAUCGUCGUCGUCCUGCACCGCGGCCGGACGGCGCAGCGGCAGAUGUCUGCCGGCGCCCCAGACCACGACGACCAAGAAUGGGUCGACCGAUCCGUACUCUACGGACUAAACUCUGGGGUGCUGAUCGGGAUCCUCGACACUCUCACUCUCGUGCUGGCCGUCGCGUUUCGCGACACACCGUGGUGGUCGGCCGCGAACCAGAUCACGGUGAAGCUGUACGCCAUCACUCUGCUGUCCGUAUUGCACGUCCGCAAGCCUAUCGACACGCUCGUGGCCGGGGUCGUCGCCGUCGUCGGCGAGCUUCCACAAGGCGCGCUCGAUGGCAUCGUUGGGGAGUGUGAGCCUGGGCACGGAUCGAGCGUCGGCGGGCGGGCGUCCGUCGGAGGCGCGUCGGGGGUGAUGCAAGUGGGUGUGCGAGAUGAUGAUGCGUAUUACUUCGACCCUUCUCAUCCCUGA